AUGUCCCUUUGCAACAGGUUAGACCAGCAGUUGACUGGAAGACAAGAAGCCACUCACACAGACAUGGGUGGAGUUACCACUUGGAAAAACCUCGAGGUGUUAUAUCAAGGGAUUCUAGAAAAUGGAGACAAGAGGACAGACAAAUGGCUGCUGGUCUCUUCUCCAGUGCCCAUCGCCUGUAUAUUCCUUGGAUAUUUGAUAAUAUUAUGGUCAGGGCCAAAGCUGAUGGCAAAUAGGAGCCCAGUGAACCUCAAACCAGUGCUGCUAGUUUACAAUUUUGCCAUGGUGUUCCUCUCAUUUUACAUGAGCUAUGAGUUCACUGCCUCAGCCUGGUUGGCCAAAUACAGUCUGCUGUGCCAGCCCGUGGACUACAGUGAUAGCCCACUGGCUAUGAGAAUGGCCCGAGUGCACUGGUGGUUCUUCUUCUCCAAAGUGAUAGAGCUUUGUGAUACUAUGUUUUUCAUUUUGAGGAAAAAGAACAAUCAGCUGACCUUCCUCCAUGUAUAUCAUCAUGCCACAAUGAUUUUCAACUGUUGGGUUGGAAUUAAAUAUGUAGCCGGAGGACAAAAUUUCUUCAACGGCCUGAUGAACUCUAUGGUCCAUGUUGUGAUGUAUUUGUACUAUGGACUGGCAGCUUUGGGACCAGGCAUGACCAAAUAUUUAUGGUGGAAACGCUACCUCACCAUUUUGCAGUUGUUUCAGUUUUUCAUUGUAAUGGGCCACUGCACCUACAACCUGUUUGCUGACUGUGACUACCCAGACUUCAUCAACGCCAUGCAAGUGGCCUAUGCCUUUAGCCUGACCGCUCUGUUUUGCAACUUCUACUACCAAAGCUACUUCAGCAACAAAAAGACUGAAAAAACUUCCUAG
Boleophthalmus pectinirostris (great blue-spotted mudskipper) is the source of this 870-nucleotide messenger RNA. It is a transcript of the gene elovl8a, whose product is annotated as ELOVL fatty acid elongase 8a. Gene Ontology annotation, molecular function: fatty acid elongase activity. Gene Ontology annotation, biological process: fatty acid elongation, polyunsaturated fatty acid; sphingolipid biosynthetic process; fatty acid elongation, saturated fatty acid. The transcript is spliced from 8 exons. Gene Ontology annotation, cellular component: endoplasmic reticulum membrane. Lineage: Eukaryota; Metazoa; Chordata; Actinopteri; Gobiiformes; Gobiidae. The coding region runs from base 1 to 870 and encodes 289 amino acids. The record is from RefSeq and is a predicted model, not a curated record.